AGAACGAGGGGGAGAGAGGCCGAAAAAGAGAGAGUCAGAUCCGGGAGAGGUGGCUUUUUUCCUGCUCUGAUUGGAAAUGGAGGAUUCAGCUGGAGGAGCUCGCAAAGCCACCAAGAGUAAACUGUUUGAGUUCCUGGUCCAUGGAGUGCGCCCAGGGAUGGCUUCAGGGGCCAGGAUGCCACAUCAGGGGGCUCCAAUGGGGCCCCCAGGACCCCCGUAUGGAGGUGUGCCCUCCGUACGGCCUGGACUCCCCAACCCUGCGAUGGACCCCAUCCGCAAGCGCCCAGCCCCCGCUCAGCAGGUCCAGCAGCAGCAGCAGCAGCAGCAGCAGCAGGCAGCCGUCCAGUCCCGGCCCAGAAAGAAACCUUUGGGAUUCCCAGGAGCCAAUGAGAUGGCCUCGAGACAAAUCGACAUGCGAGAAGUCCAAUCAGAUCCCCCAUUUGGAUCCAAUGCGAAGAGAAGGAGAAUGUCAGACAAGAUUCUCCCUCAAAGGAUCCGCGAGCUUGUCCCAGAAUCCCAGGCCUACAUGGACUUGUUGGCUUUUGAACACAAACUGGACCAAACCAUCAUGAGGAAAAGAGUGGAUAUCCAAGAGGCUCUCAAAAGGCCUAUGAAACAAAAGCGCAAGUUGAGAUUGUACAUCUCAAACACCUUCAACCUUGCCAAACCCGAAGCUGAAGACUCAGAUGGGAGCGUUGCAUCCUGGGAACUGAGGGUUGAGGGAAAGCUACUGGAUGAUCCUGGGAAACAGAAGAGGAAGUUCUCCUCCUUCUUCAAGAGCCUGGUCAUUGAGCUGGACAAGGACCUUUAUGGUCCAGAUAAUCAUUUAGUUGAGUGGCAUAGGACCCCUACCACGCAGGAGACUGACGGUUUUCAAGUGAAGAGACCUGGAGAUGUCAACGUACGCUGUACUUUACUGCUUAUGAUAGAUUACCAGCCUCCCCAGUUUAAACUGGAUCCGCGGCUAGCGCGUCUCCUUGGGAUCCACACCCAGACGCGCUCCUGCAUCAUCCAGGCUCUGUGGCAGUACGUGAAGACUAACAAGUUGCAAGACUCCCACGAAAAGGAGUACAUCAACUGUGAUAAGUACUUCCAGCAGAUCUUUGACUGUCCUCGUUUGAAGUUCUGUGAGAUACCCCAGCGUCUCACUAACUUGCUGCUUCCCCCCGAUCCCAUAGUCAUAAAUCAUAUCAUCAGUGUGGAUCCAAAUGAUCAGAAGAAGACAGCUUGUUAUGACAUUGAUGUAGAAGUGGAUGACCCUCUGAAGACACAGAUGAGCGGCUUCCUGCUGUCAACGGCCAAUCAGCAGGAGAUUGCUCUGCUUGACAACAAGAUUCACGAGACUAUUGAGUCUAUUAACCAGCUCAAGAUCCAGAGAGACUUCAUGCUGAGCUUCUCCCGAGACCCUAAAGGCUACAUAGAGAACUGGCUUUGUUCCCAAAACCGUGACCUAAAGUUAAUGACUGAUGUAGUUGGGAAUCCAGAAGAAGAGAGAAAAGCAGAGUUUUAUAAUCAGUCUUGGUCACAGGAAGCUAUCAGUCGUUACUUCUAUAGCAAGAUUCAACAACGAAGAUUAGAGCUUGAACAGGCUUUGGCCAUGCGCAACACCUAAACUGUUCCCUAUGGGAAAACUUGGAUGCAUCCUUUUGUUUGUGGAAAUUACACAUUUUAAGUCCGCCAUUCAUGACCAUUCUUAGCCUUUCUGGAGCAGAAAACCGCUGAUCUAUAAAUCUCCAGCAAUUUAUUGACGUGAGAUUUCGGAAGCCUCAGAGAAACACAGUGUUGUAUGUAGAAAAUAAACCAAUCAAACUUGUAGAAGAAAAUAACUCCUGAUUGUACUGUCCAUUUGAUGUUUUUGGCAUACUCUGAGACCACAUGCAAAACAAUUUUAUGAGAUCUGACAACAUUUUUAAUACUGCUUUGAUGGCCCUUUAAACAGCACUGAUGAGAGCAAUCAAAAUAUACAGUGUUUUGUCCUUGAAAGUUGUAAUUCAUAUAUUUUGUCUGGUGAUAUCUGUUAGAUGUUUGUCACGUUUGUUUUGUUGUGAUUUUGUGGUGUCCUAACAUGUCCAACGGAAUCUGAAAAUCACCAAUUUUAAUCAAAGGUGUAGGAGGAUAUAACUGAUAUGUUGUGUGCCUGUUUAGCCUGAGGCAUGAUUAACUCACAUACUGUAAGAGCAUGUGUUCUAAAGAAACAGUAAAAGCAAAGUAGUCUGCGACAUGCAAGGAUUGUAAGGUAUCACUUGUAAAGUAUGAAAAGAUUUUGUCUGCAAUGGUGUUCUGAAAUAAUUAGAUGGAGGUACCAUUCAUAAAACCUGGCUGGUAUUGUGCACUUUGUAUCCUAUGAGUGUUUGGUCUUGUGGCCUACAUAGUGUACACUAAAGAAAAAUUCCUAUUAAUGGUCAUGUCAUCAAAUGACAAAGAGAAUGAUCUUCAUAUUGAGAUAUUAAUAAUGUUGCUUUCAAAUAGCCUGUUAUUUUAUUUCUGCCAACUAUCAAGUUGGCUACCUAAAUCCCCUAUGCUGACCAAGAGAUGAAUGGUA
Molecule: messenger RNA, 2542 nt
Organism: Alosa sapidissima (American shad)
Lineage: Eukaryota; Metazoa; Chordata; Actinopteri; Clupeiformes; Clupeidae
Gene: smarcd3a
Product: SWI/SNF related, matrix associated, actin dependent regulator of chromatin, subfamily d, member 3a
Exons: 14
Coding region: 77-1612 (511 amino acids)
Biological process (GO): regulation of transcription by RNA polymerase II
Cellular component (GO): SWI/SNF complex; nucleus
Source: RefSeq, a predicted model, not a curated record